AUGAACAACACCUCUAACGGACCUGAGAUGUUUCAUCAGGCAACAGGACUUCUCCUGAAUGGCAGCAAUGAGGCACCGUCUUCCCUGUUGAAUAAGAGCACAGGUGGAGAUGCUCUGCAGCUUCCUACUUUCUCCACAGCUGCCAAAGUCAGGGUGAUCAUCACCUUUGUCCUGUGUGUCAUCUCAGCGGUCUGCAAUCUUGCCGUGCUGUGGGCUGCCAGCACUAACAACCAGCGCAAGUCUCACGUCAGGACUCUCAUUAUGAACUUGACUGCUGCAGACCUGCUGGUGACUUUCAUCGUAAUGCCGCUGGAUGCCGCUUGGAACAUCACAGUUCAGUGGCUGGCUGGAGACGUAGCUUGCAGGAUGCUAAUGUUUAUGAAGCUGCUGGCAAUGUAUUCAUCGGCUUUUGUUACAGUGGUGAUUAGCCUGGACCGACAUUCUGUGAUCCUAAACCCUCUGGCUAUUAACAAGGCCAAGAAGAAGAAUAAAAUCAUGCUGAGUGUUGCUUGGGUGAUGAGUGUGAUCCUGUCAGUCCCUCAGAUGUUCCUGUUCCACAACGUGACCAUCACAGUUCCACAGAACUUCACUCAGUGUACGACACGGGGAAGUUUUGUCGAGCACUGGCAGGAGACCGUCUACAACAUGUUCACUUUUGUGUGCCUAUUUCUCUUGCCUCUGGUCAUCAUGAUCUUCUGUUACACAAGAAUCCUAGUGGAGAUCUCCAGAAGAAUGACCAAGGGAAAUGUAUCUUCCAGAGAAGUGCACCUACGUCGGUCAAAGAACAACAUACCCAAGGCCCGGAUGAGAACUUUGAAAAUGAGCAUUGUUAUAGUAAUGUCUUUCAUUAUUUGUUGGACUCCGUAUUACCUCUUAGGUUUGUGGUACUGGUUUUCUCCUGAGGAUCUGGAGGAGACUGUAUCCCAUUCCUUAACUCACAUGCUGUUCAUUUUUGGACUAUUCAAUGCAUGUCUAGACCCCAUUACAUAUGGCCUCUUCACCAUCCAUUUCCGCAAGGGACUGAAGAGAUACUGCGGUGGUGCGACAAUACUGGCUGAUUCAGAGAACACCACCAUGACAGCCUCCUUCAAGUAUUCAGCCUCUUCCUUUCCCAUGAAACGGCUGACCUGUAUAGCUCGGGAUGGACAGGGGCCCAGCAACAGUCAGAAGGAGCCAGACAAGAAGAGGGGCAGCUACUCCAGCUAUCUCACACUGUACCACAAAGGAGAGGAUGACACCGCUGAGACAAACCCUGAAAAUAUGAUAUAA
This is a messenger RNA of Scleropages formosus (Asian bonytongue), 1269 nucleotides long. It is a transcript of the gene gnrhr4, whose product is annotated as gonadotropin releasing hormone receptor 4. Gene Ontology annotation, molecular function: protein-hormone receptor activity; G protein-coupled receptor activity; peptide binding. Gene Ontology annotation, cellular component: plasma membrane. The coding region runs from base 1 to 1269 and encodes 422 amino acids. Gene Ontology annotation, biological process: G protein-coupled receptor signaling pathway; cellular response to hormone stimulus. Lineage: Eukaryota; Metazoa; Chordata; Actinopteri; Osteoglossiformes; Osteoglossidae. The transcript has 3 exons. The record is from RefSeq and is a predicted model, not a curated record.